This is a messenger RNA of Ostrinia nubilalis (European corn borer), 5939 nucleotides long. RefSeq names its product protein PRRC2A-like. Gene Ontology annotation, biological process: cell differentiation. NCBI's taxonomy places the organism in Eukaryota, Metazoa, Arthropoda, Insecta, Lepidoptera, Crambidae. The coding region runs from base 276 to 5924 and encodes 1882 amino acids. The record is from RefSeq and is a predicted model, not a curated record. The transcript is spliced from 11 exons.
UCUUUGGUCUUUGUGACGUCACGCUAUUGAUUGAAAAGGAAGGAGAUCGUCUUUUGGAGACGCCAUCUUAAAAUAAAGUGAUAUAAGUUUUUGGUAGCGUAGAGUAUAGUUAAAAUCUAAAGUAAUCUUUGUUAGGGUAUUAGCAUUUGAGCUUAAAUAAUUUAUAUAUUGUAAUACCGAGAAUAACGGACCAAGUUUGAAGUGAAGUGUCGCUGCCCUGGUUGCAGUUGGUGGUUGGUGCGAGGGUGACCUCCUGAUGGUGUGUACAUCGCAGCAUGUCUGCACUCUCGACGCCGGGCGGCGGAGGCACUACGGCGCAGACGAAGCCGACGUCCGGCAAGCAAAAAUAUCAAAAGUUGGAUAUCAAUAGCUUGUACUGCGCCAAUAGAAACGAGAACUCUGAACCGUCCUCAGUAAAAUCUCAACUAAGCCGCAAACAUGGAAUGCAAAGCCUUGGAAAAGUACCUUCGGCUAGACGCCCACCAGCUAAUUUGCCUUCUUUAAAAACUGAAACUGGUCAAGAUCCAAACGCUAACUCUAUUUCUGCUGCUACGACAACUGUAUCUACACCAGCAACAUGCUCUUCUCAAACUAUAACUACAACAUCGAACAGCGGUGUUCUUGCGGGCACGGGCCCAGGCGGAUGGGUGGCGCUGCCGCCGCCCUCGUCGCCACACUUCCGCACAGAGUUCCCCUCCCUGGAGGCUUCGGCUCAACCUUCACAUCGCUCUUCAGAACACUCAGUACCUCAGCCACAACUCAGACCACAAACGGAAGGCAGUUGGACGUGCGGUGGCACGGCCGGCGUUCGCCAAGAAACUACAUCCUCACCCGCCGCCGCGCCCGCCUCGACGCCUGCCGCACAACAAACACCCGCCUUCCGUGCAAUUCUGCCAUCCUUCCUGAUGAAAGGUAGCAACGGUAGCGGGCUCGGGCUGGGCACGCUGGGCACGCUGCGCGACGGGCGCGCGGGCGGCGGCGGCGGGCGCGCGGCCCGGCCUCCGCCCGCCACGCCGCGCGCCGUCGAGGUGCUCACGGCGCGCCCCAUCCUGCGCGACGAGCAGAUCUCCUCGCUCGACAACAUCUCCCGCGACGCCGGCUGGGCGCAAAACGACGACAUUGAUUACGAUCAAAAAUUGGACUUCUCCGACGGGGAGUCGUCUGCGCCGAGCAAGAGUUCGAAUAAAAAUAAUAACCGGGCCAGUAUUGAACCUGAACGCGUGGACGCGAAAGGUCUGGAGCAGGGCGACGAGGACCAGAUUUGGGCGGAGCGCCGGCAGAAGCAUAAAAAUGACAUGGUCCAGAUCGCGGCCCGCGGGCGCCAGCGCAAGGAGGAAGAGCAGCGGCGGCAGAUGCGGGACUCCGCCGCGCCGCCGCCCAAGGACCGCGAGCUCGACGCGCGCGACAAGGAGCGCUCCGACAACCGCGACAGGGAGCGCCCCGACAACCGCGACCGGGAGCGCCCCGACAACCGCGACCGCGACCGCAUGGACGCCCGGGACAAGGAGCGCGGCGACGUUCGCGACAACAGGGACCUCAGGGACAAGGAUGUCCGCUCGGAUAACAGGGAACGCGAUCGCAUGGACAACAGGGACCGGUUCGAUAACAGAGAUCGCGACCGCGACGGCAGGGACAGGGAACGGGACCGCGACCGUGACAGGAUGGACAAUAGAGACAGAGGAGGUCGCAUGGAUAACAGAGAUCGUCAAGAGAGCGGCAAAGACAGAAUGGACAACCGCGACAGAGAUCGUAAUGAUAAUAGAGAACGUAUGGAUAGCGAUAGAUUCGACAGAGACAGAGAGCGCGGGGACAGAGACCGAGAUCGCGAUCGCGACCGUAUGGAUAGAGAUAGAAACGAUCGCGAUAGAGAUCGCGACCGCGACUUCCGAGAUAGGGACCGGGAUUAUGGCCGCGAUCGUGAUCAAGCCAAUCCGGGUUUCUCAAAAACUUUCCAAGCAAAUAUUCCGCCUAGAUUUUUGAAGCAGCAGCAAAACCGGCAACAAGAAGAUCAACACAAAGGUUGGGCGUUCGCAUCGAAGCCGGCUCCCAGGCGGCAGGAUCCGCCUCCCUACAAUGCGCCUCGUCACGCCGCACACAACGGCCGUAGAUCUUAUUCCAGAGAUUAUUCAGAUCGUGAAGACGACUUCCGAAGAGAAAAAGAUGGACCUGGACCGCAAUGGCGAUCUGAAAUGCAAGAUUAUGACAGGUCCGGGAGAGAUUUGGACAGAUCCAAUUCUAAAGACUCGUAUAAAGACUACGAGUACAAGGACAGGCGAAACGAGUCAGACAGAAAGUCAGUUGACUCCAGUAGCACUAUUGAAAAUUGCAGUAGAACAGCUGCUGACAAGUUGACCGAAGUAUUUGAACGAAAGAGUAUUGGGCUUACCGAGUCAUUUGGAUCUUCAGAUUCGUCAUCCCAAGCGCCAAUCUCCGAAAGGCGCAGUACGCCGCCCUCGAACUUAUCUCAACGCGAGUCAUCGGAAAGAGACUUCGGUAAAACUUCUUGGGCUGAAGUAUCUCAAGAUGAAUCGUCGAGUAAUUACACAGCUUUGAAGGUAGAAAAAGUUGCAUCACCGAAAGAUAUCGACCAGAAUGUCAAAGAGCCUGUAGCAAUAGAACCUGAAAUUGACAAUAAGGUGACUGUUUCACAACCGCAGCAACCAGCGCUUCCGCCGCAUGCAGCGCCCGCGCCGCAGCCCGUCAGUACUCCGACUCCUGUAAUGCAACCAAACCAACCCCCCAAAUACAAUAAUCACCCUCCUAGUGGACAAAAUUUCAGCCAUCCACCACAGCUAUCUCAAGGUAUUGCUUUUGGAAAUAACCAGCCCCAACCUAUUCCUUCUAUUACUCAAUCUCAACCUUCUUUCUCUGAUAACACUCAAUCUAUUUCUAAACCUAUAAAUCAAGCACUUCCUAAGCCUAAUGAAAAUCUCAUAUCUCCCCAACCACAAAAGCAACCAUCUGACGUAGCUCUGACUGUUAACAAGCCAAUGUUUUCCUCUCAAAAAUCUGAGAAGGAACUUUCAGAGUCCGAAUCUAUAGCAUCUAAGUCUAGUACUGAUCCGACCGGAUUAAUAGGAGUAAAGGGUAAUGAAACACUCUCAGUAGAAUCUCUUCAUGGUAGCAUGGAUUCUCAAAAGCGAUCAGGUGACGACAAGAGGAAUGAAAGAUUCGGUAAUGAACAACUGAACAAAAUGCCUCUAAAGGAACCUGUAGAGCGCAAGUCUAGUGGAUCUGGAUCUGAAAAGAAGGGAAGGGGAUACGGUAGUGGCGGAUAUGCCGUUUACAACAGGGGUUGGGGACCGAGAGAAUCUCGCGGGCGGCGAUCACAUCGUAGCUCUCGAUCUAACAACAGAGCCAGUGAAUCUGAUGGCUCCACUGAUGGUGCUCCAAACUCCGACCGAAAAGAGAGACGUAGAGCGCCUCGAAGUCCUCGCGGGCCUAAAAAGAGUGAUAGGCCAGAGGAUAUGAACCGUCCGCCUCAGUCUGAUCAGGCUCCAUCGAUGUCGGAUGGAAUGGAAAACAGAGAACCUUUUGCGCCUCGAGGGCAGCCUUCACGACGCGGCCGAGGAGGUUUCCAGGGUGCGUCACGCCCGCCGGCACCCGCUAAGAGAGUGACUGGUUAUGGACCGCCAAACACUAAAAGUCCAUUCAGUCAAGCUAAUAGAGCUGUAAAAGAUGAUGAAGGUAUUAAAGACAAUCUGCAGGUGGACGAUAAAGGUAAAAAUAAUAACAAACCACGUGCCGGCUCGUCGACUGGUAGAGGGCGUGACCGUCGACCCAAAGGUGCCGGGCCCCUUAGUGGUGAAGAUGAGAAUUGGGAGACUACGUCAGAACAUUCCGAAGGUGGUGGCAACAAUGGCCGUCGUCGAUCUAUUGGUGGCAGGCAGUCGGGUCAAUCUCAGAAGAAUCAAGGUCGAAACCAAAAUUCUGGUAAUCGUCAAAAUAAUACCCGCAACUUGCAACAAGGCAACAAGAAAGAUGCGACAGGUGAUAAAAGUACUGAUAUUACAGAGGCUAUGUCUGAUAUGAAGCUAUCAUCGAAUGUCAAGAAAGAAGACGAAGUUGUGGAUGAUGGUUUCCAAGAAGUGAGAAACAAGAAGAACUCGAAAGAUGCAAGAGGUCCACAGUCAAAGGAGGAAAAUCCACAAACUGCCAAACAGCCAAGAUCUCAUUCUAACCAAGGUGGCGGUCGCAACGGUUCAUCCACACGAAACUCUAGUGAUAAAUCCAAUUCUCGUAAUUCAGCACCAACGGCCAGCAAAACGGGAUCACAAUAUGACCGAUCUCGUCAGAACAAUCUUGCGCCCCGUUUUGUCAAACAAAGGCAAAAGCAAAUGGGUAUCGUAUCGGGAUUCGGUCCCGACACCGGAGCGGCACCGCCUCCGCCUCCCGUCAAUGCAUGGGAUAAGCCUAUAUCGCAGACUUUGCGAGGCAAUGUGGAAGAACAGCCACUAGAAGUGGUCGAAAAUAAGUCUGCACAGUCCAGUCAACGUAGCACUCCGGCAGAUAUUGUGCCUGAAGUGAAACCAGUUCAGCCGGCGACCACUUGUACUAUCGUCGCUGACAAAGCCGGCGUCUUAGACGGGACCACGCCUCCAGUAGAAACUAUUAUAUUUGAGAAUACUAACUAUAAGACUGCCCCACCGGCCGAGGCCUUAAAACAAAAAUAUCAACCCAGCGCUACCACUGCCAAACCGCAAGGAGAAGAGAUCCCUGCGGAAAUGGAGGCUCGUCCUCUACCUUUCAACGGAGACGUCAGACCACGGCCCAGGUCGAUUCAGGAGUUGAUCGGUGAUAAUCCUCGUCCCGCCGCAGACGGGGACGGUGCUCUAGGCAUUCAGAUGACAUUCGAUACUUCGCAAAAAGCGGAAGACUCCUCUGACAUGAAGCUCGACUUCGCUUUCGAUUCGGAUCUCGGUCAACUCACCGAGGAUAAGUCUGCCAAGACGCUCGGCCUGCCGCGCGGCGUGCACAUGAGCACAUCGAACACAAUUUCCCCAUUGGCGGCGGAUCUCAAUUUAAAAAUCGCCAGCGUGAAGAAAGUUUGGGAAAUGCCCGCCGUGGCCGAGGGCGCCGAGGAGUUGCAGUUCGCCGGUUUCGAGGAGAACAACACCGAGACGGGUGCUCCCCCGAACGUGUGCAAGGUGAAGCCGACGCAGCAGCUGCAGUCGCCGCCGCCGCAGCACUACAACCACGUGGGCUACCAGGGCGGCUACGGCGGCUUGUCGGUGCCGUCGCCGCCCGCCGUGCUGUUCAACUCGUCGCAGCAGCUUCUGGGCUCGUCCCAGCAACUGCAACAGCAGGGCAGUCUGUAUGGUGCUUUUCUGGAUCAAAGUCGUGGACAGUUCGGAGGAUUCCCUGGCACCCCAUACGGUGCCGGAUCGGCUGCUCCAUAUAACUAUCAGCCACCUCCAGACAUGUUCCAAAGCCUUCCGAGCCAGUACAGAAUGGCGGCAGCAGCUGGUGGGGGUGCAGCAUUCGGUCAAUCCGGGCAGCUCGGGAACAGCCCUAGUACUGUUCUCAUCUCAAGCACUUCCAACUCCCUCAUGUCCGCCACUGUCAAGCCCUCGACCCAACAAAUAGGCGCUAUUGGCAGCAAAGGCGGCGGCGUUGGCGGAGUCGGUGGCGUGGGAGGCGUUAACACGUACCAGCAGCAGUACCUCGGCUAUUCCGGGCCGGUGGGCGAGGCGCCCUACUCGCUGCCCGGCCUGCUCCCGCGGCCCGCGCCCCCUGCCAGCUCGUACUACUCGCCCUACCAGCCGCCCGCGGCGCCCGCGCCGACCUAUCCGCUGCAGUUCACGCAACCCGCGCAGUCGGGAGCCUUCGGGUCCCAGUUCCUGUCGUCGCAGCUGCAAGUCGCGGCCGCCGUGCAGCAGAUGCAGGUACAUAUACUAUAUUUUACUGUUAAUACCAGUCAGUAGCAGUACCUUGACUAG